Carassius auratus (goldfish) is the source of this 1174-nucleotide messenger RNA. RefSeq names its product 2,4-dienoyl-CoA reductase, mitochondrial-like. Bases 1 to 447 code for a protein of 148 amino acids. Gene Ontology annotation, molecular function: 2,4-dienoyl-CoA reductase (NADPH) activity. Gene Ontology annotation, cellular component: mitochondrion. Gene Ontology annotation, biological process: fatty acid beta-oxidation. Lineage: Eukaryota; Metazoa; Chordata; Actinopteri; Cypriniformes; Cyprinidae. The transcript has 6 exons. The record is from RefSeq and is a predicted model, not a curated record.
AUGGGUGCUGCGUUUCUGGCCAUCACCACAAUCUAUGCUGAGAGUGGCUCAGGUUUUGUCGUGCCAAGUGCUGCUGCUAAAGCUGGAGUGGAGACGCUUUGCACGUCUCUGGCAGCAGAGUGGGGCAGAUAUGGCAUGAGAUUCAAUAUCAUUCAACCAGGACCAAUCAAAACCAAGGGCGCCUUCAGCAGACUGGAUCCCACUGGUGCGUUUGAGAAGUUGAUGCUAGAGAAUAUAGCUGUGGGUCGUCUGGGAACUCCUGCAGAGAUCGCCAAUCUUGCCGCCUACCUCUGCAGCGAUUAUGCCAGCUGGGUGUCAGGCGCGAUCAUUCGGAUGGAUGGCGGUGAAUAUGUCUCCAUUGCUGGCGAGUUUAAUGGCUUGAAAAAGGUCACACAGGAGCAAUGGGCCAUUAUGGAAGCAAUGAUCAGAAACACAAAAGGAUCAUAAACAUCUGAAACAGCAGAAAAACUAAUGACAGUUCUAAUCUCAAUCUCCCAUUGUAGCACAGAGGAUCAUCUAUUUUGAAAUAUGAUUUAUAGAUUGUGACUUAAAUUGUCCUGGCACAUACAAAUAUCCAUCCAGUCACAUGUUUAUCACAUUGAGGGCUAUAAUGAAUUGUUGUGUGGAGUUUUUGAGAUGUGCUGAAAAUAGAUAUUGUGUACCUGUCUGCCAUUUCUGCCUUAACAAUCUAUUGUAACAAUCUCAGUUGCAUAAACUGUAAACAUGUAGGUUCAAUUUUUACCUACACACUUCCCCUGUACUCUGGGAUGGAAUCCAGCAUUCCUGCAAUCCUAAGCAUUUUAGAGAAUAGAUGGGUGGAUAAAUUGUUCCUGUCCGAUUUGAUAAAUCCCACAAAAACAUGUUUCGAGACGUUAUUGUGUUUAAAAGGAUAUAAAAACACUCAGCCUGACCUUUUAUGGCAACAUGUGUUAGAAGUCUUACAGUAUCGUUCAACAGCCUUAUGAUGUAAUGAUGAAGUAGAUAAGAUAUUUUGGUAUACAUUAACUUGUUUCAUGCUUAGAAAUUCAUUUUCAUCUGUUUCUUCCUAGUGGUUUCCAAUUCAGAAUACAUUACUGCUUGUGGUGGGAGCAAAAUAAGUCUUUUUUGUCUUGGGCUCUUGACAGCAUCUGAGAGUAUAUAAGAGAAAUAAAAAACAUGGUACCCUUAGGGAAAA